AAAAUUAACGACAAGCCCACACAUUUUUGGCGCGUUUUGAUGACGUGGACGACCAUCAUCUCAGAAAAUACAGAGACCGCCGCCGCCAGAAAAAGAGCACAAUGAACUGGAACAAGGGCGGCCAAGGUGUCAAGCGAGGGUUUGGGUUUGGAGGAUUUGUCCUUGGAGGUAAAAAAGACGAACCUCAACUUCCACACAAAUCUCACACAUCAUUUGGGGGUUCAGGAUCUGGUGGAGGAUAUGGCAAAAACCAGCAGAUGCCAUCCUUCUACAAAAUAGGAACUAAACGAGCCAACUUUGAUGAGGAAAAUGCCUAUUUUGAAGAUGAUGAAGAGGAGGCCGGCAACAAUGUGGAUCUGCCCUAUAUCCCAGCAGAGAACUCUCCCACACGCCAACAGAUGAAGUCUGGUGGGGGUUCAGACAGCGAAGAUGACCCUUUGGAUGCAUUUAUGGCAGAAGUUGAGAGCCAAGCUGCAAGAGAUAUGAAGAAACUGGAGGAAAAGGAGAAAGAGAACCCUGACAAGGGUAUUCGUGAUGACAUUGAAGAGGAGGAUGAACAAGAAGCUUAUUUCCGUUACAUGGCAGAGAAUCCAACCGCAGGGCUAACACAGGAGGAAGAGGAGGAAAAUAUUGACUAUGACAGUGAUGGAAACCCAAUUCCCUCUACCACUAAGAAAAUCAUCAUGCCUCUUCCACCCAUUGACCACUCAGAGAUCGAUUAUCCUCCGUUUGAGAAAAACUUUUAUCAAGAACAUGAGGAGCUUAGUACCCUGACUGGAAUGCAGGUUAUAGAGCUCAGGCAAAAACUGAAUUUGAGGGUUUCUGGAGCAGCCCCUCCAAAGCCGUGCACUAGCUUUGCCCAUUUUAGCUUUGAUGAACAGCUGAUGCACCAAAUUCGUAAAUCUGAAUACACACAACCAACGCCAAUUCAGUGCCAGGGCGUACCCAUUGCAUUGUCUGGCCGUGACAUGAUUGGUAUUGCAAAAACUGGCAGUGGAAAAACAGCAGCCUUCAUUUGGCCGAUGUUGGUUCAUAUUAUGGACCAGAAGGAGCUAGAGCCUGGCGAGGGUCCCAUUGCAGUCAUCGUCUGCCCAACAAGAGAGCUUUGUCAGCAGAUUCACGCAGAGUGUAAACGUUUUGGGAAAGCCUACUCAUUACGAUCAGUGGCAGUUUAUGGAGGCGGAAGCAUGUGGGAGCAGUCCAAGGCUCUGCAGGAAGGAGCAGAAAUAGUUGUAUGCACUCCGGGUCGUCUCAUCGACCAUGUUAAAAAGAAGGCCACGUCUCUACAGAGGGUCACAUAUCUGGUAUUUGAUGAGGCUGAUCGCAUGUUUGAUAUGGGCUUUGAAUACCAGGUUAGAUCUAUUGCCAGCCAUGUGCGUCCAGACAGACAAACCCUUCUGUUCAGUGCUACUUUUCGGAAGAAGAUCGAGAGACUGGCCAGAGACAUCCUGGUAGAUCCAAUUCGCGUUGUGCAGGGAGACAUUGGAGAGGCUAAUGAGGAUGUUACUCAAAUGGUGGAGAUGUUGCACACUCCUUCUGAUAAGUGGACCUGGCUGACACGGAGGCUGGUUGAGUUCACGUCCUCGGGCUCAGUCCUCAUUUUUGUCACAAAGAAAGCGAACUCUGAAGAACUGGCCACAAAUCUUACCCAGGAGGGCUACAGUCUGGGCCUACUUCACGGUGACAUGGACCAGAGCGAGAGGAACAAGGUCAUUUCUGAUUUUAAGAAGAAGAAUCUGCCUAUUCUGGUAGCCACUGAUGUAGCAGCUCGUGGUCUGGACAUCCCCUCUAUUCGGACUGUGGUGAACUAUGACGUGGCCCGGGACAUUGAUACACACACACACAGGAUUGGUCGAACGGGUCGUGCAGGAGAGAAGGGCGUGGCUUACACUCUUCUCACCAGCAAGGACACUUCAUUUGCUGGUGACCUGGUACGAAAUCUGGAGGGAGCCAAUCAGGCUGUCUCCAAGGAGUUGAUGGAUUUAGCCAUGCAGAAUCCCUGGUUCAGAAAAUCCAGAUUUAAGGGUGGGAAAGGGAAGAAGUUGAACAUUGGUGGAGGUGGUCUUGGUUACAAAGAAAGACCAGGCCUAGGAGCUGAGAGUUCAGGUGGUGGAAGCAGCAGCAGUGUCAUGUCUAGUAGUUAUGAAGGCUACAGCAAACCAACUACAGGAGCUAUGGGAGAUCGGAUAGCUGCGAUGAAACAGGCUUUCCAGGCUCAGUACAAGAGUCACUUUGUUGCUGCUACCGGUAAUGCUCCAAAACUCAGCACAAAGUCCAGCAGUACCUCAGGCUGGACCAGCGCGGGCAGCCUCAGCUCUGUGCCAACAGAGGCCGCCAGCAGUCCCAAGAUGUCUGGCUUCACCAGCGCUGGCACACUUAGCUCCAUCCCCAACAUCCAACCCAGUGUCCAACCAAGCCCCCAGCCCUUUUACCCCCCUCCACCCCCCAAAGACAGCUCCCGGGACAGGUAUGGGGACGAUCGUGGGCGCCAUGGAGACGACCGGGGACGUCACAGCGACAGUCACCAUCGCCACAGUGACAGAGGCCAUGGUGACGAUCGCUACAGUAGCAGGGAUCGUUACGGAGACAGUGACAGGGAUAGGGACCGCCAUGGAGACCGGGAUCGGCACAGCAGCAGUAGCAGCAGCCGUCAUAGCGAUAGUCGGCAUAGUGAUAGUCGAAAUGGAGAUGGAAGCAGGAGGGACAGGGAGGAGAGGAGGAGUGACAGAGAUGGAGACAGGGAUGAUGGUUUUGCUGUUCCUGAACCACCCAAAAAGAGGAAAAGCAGGUGGGAUAACUAAAACAGGAGGUACAACUGUGAACAGGAAUAAACAAAGAAAAAAAGAAAAUCGGUUGCAUUUACAUGGUUGAAUUGAGGUGGAGGGCAGGUUUGAAUUCCAUGUUAGUACUUUUCAUGGAUUAUAGUUAAUAUCUCUGCAGUUACCAGACCUGAAGAUUAGAAAAAAAUAUUUUACAAUAUUGUCAAAAUAUUAAUGAAUUCCAAUGUGUGGAUUGGUCAGUAGACAAAAUAUGAAGCAAAGUAGAAAGUAGGAACAAAUUUCAGUUAAAUAUACCGGUAACAGGAUUUGCAUUAUUUGAUUUUCUGUUCAGUUAUGUCUUCUCAAAACUAACUGAUGGAAAAAAAACAACUCCACACUGUUCUCCAUCUUGAGUAUGUAACAACAUUACUUUGAAUGCAACCUAUACAGGGAAGAGGAAAAAAAAUAAGAAAAUAAGACAUGCAAAAUUAUGGGCAGGUCUGAGUCAACAGAGCAGUGAUGAUCAAAAGAGGCCACAGACUGAACGUGUGGACUUGAACGCAUCACUCCAGGGCUAUCCCAAGUUUAUCAAAGAGAUCAACAUAAACAGUUUAGAGCAGUCACUGUACAUACACCACUGAAGCUGUUGUCAACACAAAUCAAUAGGUCUAAGCAAUAGAAAUCUCAAAAAAAAAAAAUAGGAUGUCAUUAUGUCUGUUUUAACUUUGCAUUUUUGUUAAGGACCUUAGUGCGUCUUAUCAUCUAAUAAUUCCCACAUGUAAAUUAACUCCAUUUCAGUGGACUGCAUUCAGCAAGAAAACCCUGUAUCUUUUUCCUUUUAUGUGCUCAAGUUUUAGUGAAGUGCCUUCUGCUGGCAUUUAGUGUUGGUGUUUAUCAUUUUGUUGUUUGUCAAAAAAAAAUAUAUUUAAUGUGUGUAUCAUCAACACAUUGAAGUUUUGAUUAAAAACAUUUCUUUGUCAA
Messenger RNA from Boleophthalmus pectinirostris (great blue-spotted mudskipper), 3740 nucleotides. RefSeq names its product DEAD (Asp-Glu-Ala-Asp) box helicase 42 (gene ddx42). Gene Ontology annotation, molecular function: RNA binding; RNA helicase activity; ATP binding. NCBI's taxonomy places the organism in Eukaryota, Metazoa, Chordata, Actinopteri, Gobiiformes, Gobiidae. The record is from RefSeq and is a predicted model, not a curated record.